AUGCUUUUGCAUCCUAUCUCAGACGUGAAUUUCUUAAUUUCGUUUUCUCUUUCUUUCUUUUUUCUUACUUUCUUUUUUCUUAUUCAAUUUCUUCAUUUCUGUUCUCUGUCUUUCUUUCUUUCUUUCUUAUUUUGUUUUUUAAUUUCUUUCUUUCUUUUUUCUCUUUCUUUCUUUCUUUCCUUUUUAUGUUGUUUUUUAAUUUCUUUCUUUCUUUCUUUCUUUCUUUCUUUCUUUCUUAUGCUAUUUCUUAAUUUCUUUUUCCUAUCUUUCUUUCUUUCUUUCUUUCUUAUUUUCUCUCUUAUUCUUUCUUUAUCGCUUUUCUUUCUUUAUCGAAAGAAAGGAAAAAUCACUUUCUUUCUUUCUUUUUCUUUCUUUUUUUCUUUCUUUCUUUCUUUAAUCGCUUUCUUUUCUUUCUUUCUUCCUCGUUUUUGUCUCUUUCCUUUGUUUCUGUCAUUGUUUUCAUUCUUUCUUUCUUUCUUUUUCGUUUUCUUACUCUUUCUUUCUUGCUUGCUUUCUCGCUUUUCUUUCUUUUCUUUUUUCUUUGUUUCUCGAUUUUCUUUCUUUCUCACUUUUCUUCUUCUUUUGAUUUCCUUUCUUUCUUUUUUUCUCACUUUUCGUUCUUUUCCUUUUUCAUUUUCUUGCGUUUCUUUCUCCUUUUUCUUCUCCUUUCUAUCUUUCUUUCUUUCUUUUUUCUUUCUUUCUCCUUUUCCUAUUUUUUCUUUCUCGCAUUUCUUUAUUCUUUUUCUUUCUUUCAGUAUAUUCUUUCUUUUUUCUUUCUUCUACGUUUUAUUCUUUCUUUUUCUCUAUUCAUUCUUUCUCCUUUUCUUUCUUUCUGUCUUUGUUUCGCAUUUUGUUUUUCUUUCUUUCUUUUUUCUUUCUUUCCUUAAUCUCUCUUUUUCUACUUUUCUAUCUUUCUUAAUUUCCCGCUUUCUUUCUUUCUUUCUUUCUUUCUUUCUUUCUUUCUUAGCUUCUUCGCUUCUCUUAAAGUCAUAUUAUAUCUUUCUUUCUUUCUUUCUUUCCAGUUUCUUACACAUUAAGAUAUAUUCACCGUCUUUCUUUCUUCUCUCUUUUUUCUUUCUUUCUUUCUUUUUCUGUCUUUUUUCUUUCUUUUUAUUUUCUUACACGUUCAGCUAUAAUCACUUUCUUUUUUCGUUCUUUCUAUCUCACUAUUCAGAGACACAAUCGCUUUAUUCCUUUCUUUCUUUCUUUCUUUCUUUCUUUCUUUCUUUCUUUCUUUCUUUCUUGUCUUUUCAAGCAAAAAAUCUCUUGUUUUCUUCCUUUCAGUCUCAACUCUAUCUUUCGUUCUUCCUUUCGUGCUUUCUUUCUGUCACGUUUUCUUAUUCUUCCUUUAUUGCUUUCUUUCACGUUCCCGUAGUCUUUCUUUCUUUCUUUCUUUCUUUCUUUCUUUCUUUCUUUCUUUCUUUCUUUCUUAGCUUUUUCGCUUCUCCUCAAGUCAUAUCUAUCUAUCUGUCCAUUAAGAGACAAUCAUUUUCUUUCUUCCUUUCAAUCUUUCUUUCUUUCUAUUUUCUUACAUAUUCUGAUAUAAUCACUUUUAUCUCGUUCUUUCUAUCUCUCCAUUCAGAGACACAAUCGCUUUCUUUCUUUCUUUUUUCUUUCUUUCUUUCUUUCUUUCUUUCUUUCUUUCUUUCUUUCUUUCAAUCUUUCUUUCUUUCUUUCUUUUUUUCUAUGAGAGGGAACACAGGUGUACGCAUAUUCCAUUAUAUCACUAUCUAUCUAUCUAUCUAUCUAUCUAUCUAUCUAUCUAUAUUGAUAUGUCCCGUGUAUGCAUAUUCCAUUAUAUCACUAUCUAUCUAUCUAUCUAUCUAUCUAUCUAUCUUGAUAUGUCCCCCAAUAGCCAUUAAUAUAUCCACUCACGACCUCGUCACUGCUAAUUCUUCGCCACGUAAUCUCUUCUUCCUCCUCCCCCUUUCGCUGUGUAAUGUUCUCUCCCCACUGCUCUUUUCCUACCCCUUUCGUAAUCACCUUCUCCCACUACUCUUUUUAUUCCUCCAUUUAUUAUAUAAUCUCCCUUUUCCAUUACUCUUCCGCCCUCCACAUUUCUUAUUUAAGCUCCUCCCUCUCAUCUUACUUUUCCCUCUUUAUUUAUGUAUUCUCCUUCUCCCACUACUCGCCUUCCUUCCUUCUUUCAUGAUUUUCCUUAAAUUAUCUCACUGCGUCCCACUUUCCUUAUUUUAUCUCCUACUCCCACUACUCGUCCUCUUUCCCUCUUUCGUUACGAAAUCUGCAUCUCCCGUUAUUCUCCCCGCUUACCCUUUUCUUUACUUAAUCUCCUUCGCUCACGACUGUUACUUUCUUUAUGUAAAAUACUUCUCUAUCUACACUUCCCCACAUUCGUUAUUUGAUCUACUUCUCCCACUACUCUUCCUCUUUUCAUUAUUUUAUCUCCUUCACCCACCACACUUACUCCUUUUCACUUUUGUCAUUUAA
Acanthosepion pharaonis is the source of this 2448-nucleotide messenger RNA. The record is from the annotation of a GenBank genome assembly. NCBI's taxonomy places the organism in Eukaryota, Metazoa, Mollusca, Cephalopoda, Sepiida, Sepiidae.